GUCUCUGUGCAACUGCAACAUCUUGGACCCGGAGCACCACACACAGGAGCACGCGAUGCUCUAGCACAAUACGAUGGCACCGGAUAGAGGUCAAGGCGUGUGACACCAACAUGUCCACUUUCGUCCCUCGCGCCGCCUUUCCGGUCCUCGACUCCCUCCCGCGCUCCUACUAUCUUGGCCAUCAUGCAGCGGGUGUGGCGAAGAUGAGAACGCUGCUUAACCAGAUCGACUUUGUGGUGGAAUGUCGCGACUACCGCAUCCCGCUCACCUCGCGCAAUCCGCUGUUCGAGGAGGUGCUCGCCGAUCGGAAGCGGAUUAUCGUCUAUACGAAAAGGGAUCUUGGGAGCGAUGGGAGCGGACAGGAGAAUGCGAAGACCAUCGAGCAACUUCGCAAGCUACACAGCCCAACACCGCUCUGCUUCUCCGACUUCCGAUCCACCAGAGACAUCCGACACAUCCUCAACCUCAUGCGAGAUUUGAGUGAAGCUCGCCAAGCGCUGACAGGUUCUCACUGCAUGGUGGUCGGCAUGCCGAACGUCGGCAAGUCUACCCUUCUCAACGCUCUGAGGCAGACGGGCGUUCACAAGGGCAAAGCAGCGCAGACGGGAGCGCAGCCGGGCGUGACGCGCAAAAUCGGCACCGGGGUGAAGAUCAUUGAUGGAGGGCCUACGAACCAGUCGGAUGUCUACCUGCUCGACACGCCCGGCGUCUUCAUCCCUUAUGUCCCAGACGCAGACGCCAUGCUGAAACUCGCGCUAUGCGGAAGUGUGAAAGAUAACAUCUUGCCUCCAUUUACAUUGGCCGAUUACCUACUCUACCACAUCAACAUACACGACCCUACAGUGUACUCGGAGUAUCACGGCCCCACAAACGAUGUUGAUCAGUUGCUGGAUGCGAUGGCCCGCAAAACCGGACGGUUACAGAAAGGCGGCACACCUGAUGUCGAGGGGACGGCGAUGUGGAUGGUGCAGAGGUGGCGCAAUGGGCAUCUGGGCCGUUUUUUGCUGGAUGAGCUUACGGAGGAUUCGUUUGCGAGGCAUGUGGAGAGCGUUGCGGCGCGGCCGAUGAGUCUGAGCCAGGCGAAGAAGGCUGGGAAGGAGGCGUUGCGUGCGAGAGCGAGGGCUGUGAAGCCGGUUGAUGUUGCUUAGGGAAGUAAGGGAUUGGAUGUCAUUGGAGUGGGGGAGUUGUUAGGAUACCCUCUUCGCAUAUUGCAUUAUAAUUGGUGUCGUCAAAAUCCGACCAAUUGCGUAUAUC
Neohortaea acidophila is the source of this 1254-nucleotide messenger RNA. RefSeq names its product P-loop containing nucleoside triphosphate hydrolase protein. Gene Ontology annotation, cellular component: mitochondrion. The record is from RefSeq and is a predicted model, not a curated record. Bases 111 to 1148 code for a protein of 345 amino acids. The transcript has 2 exons. Gene Ontology annotation, molecular function: GTP binding; GTPase activity. Lineage: Eukaryota; Fungi; Ascomycota; Dothideomycetes; Mycosphaerellales; Teratosphaeriaceae.